CUUAAAUUAAGAAAAUGGGAGGGAUGGAUGAAGUGGCAGAUCAGAGGGAGUGACAGAAAAAGUAAGAGGGAGGGAGAAGAGGAGAAUAGAGAGACAGCAGGACCAAACUCACAUCCUUCUUUUCCUCCAGUGCUCGCUCCCUUCUUUCUCCUUGCAACUCCAGGCUGAGAUCAACAGGAUGUUGUGCCUCGGCUCCCUGUCCACACUCCUCCUCCUGCUUCUUCUCUACCCCCCUCCGGUGUCUGCCCAGGAAGUGCUUAUACGUCUGGCAGGCGUAGGCCGUCGCAAUGCCAACGAAGGACGUGUAGAGGUUUUCUACAAUGGCGCAUGGGGCACAGUGUGUGAUGAUGAGGUGGAUCUUAAUAUGGCCAAUGUGGUGUGCCGUCAGCUGGGCUUCCAACGCGGCUUGACCUGGGCACACAGUGCCAAGUUUGGCGAGGGUCAAGGUUUGAUCUGGUUGGACAAUGUGCGCUGUACGGGCACAGAGCUCUCCAUUGCUAACUGUCGCUCUAAUGGUUGGGGAAUCAAUGACUGCACCCACGCUGAGGACCUGGGGGUCAUUUGCAGCCCAGAAAGAAGAAGUGGCUCCCCCACUGUCACCGUAGAGGAGGCUCCUUCAUCCUCCAGGCACCAGCCGGGACAGAGAAACCCACCACCACCACCACAGUCUGUGCCACCCCCAGCCCACAUCUCCUCAUCUUCUGCAAGAGGCCAUGAGAUCGCCCUCCAUCGUAACCCAGCUUCUUCCCGUCGCAGCAUCAUCUCCCCGCAAGAAAAUGGCCAUGAGAUCCAGAUCUUGCGACGGAAUCGAGGCGGUUCAAGAUCAAGCCCGCAGGUCAGCCCAGCUCUGCCACAAGGGCACCAGCUACUUUCCCGUCUGGCAAACAGCGCAGCCUACAGGCAGAGACAAGACACAGCGAGGAGCAGUCCACAAACUGUGAGACGAGAGAGAGAGGGACAACCAAACAGGCAGUCCCAACCCCAGUCUGAGCGUAGGAGUGACAGGCAUCAGCAGCUCAGUGGGAACCAUGUUGAACCAGAGUCUGAUGUGGAACUGGAGACUGAUGUGCACUACACACAGGGGUCUGAUAGGGUUCACUUAGAGGAGGCUCGACUACGGCCUGUGCUGUCCAGCAACCAUGGCGGUCUGGUGACGGAGGGAGUGCUGGAAGUGAAGCAUGCUGGGAGGUGGCGUCAUGUGUGUAACCAAGGCUGGGACCUCAGCAGCAGCCGUGUUGUCUGUGGCAUGUUAGGAUUCCCUGCUGCAGAAGUGUUUGACCAAAACGCCUACAGAAAACUGUGGGACUCCAAGUUAGCUGAUCCAUCCUCCAGGCUGAGGACGCAGAUCAGUAAGAAGGCCUACUGGGUGGAGAAGGUGCAGUGUCAGGGCAGGGAGGUCUCUCUAUCACAGUGCCAGGCCCAGCUGUCCCUCCCGAGGAGUGAUGUCCCGUGCCACGGUGGCAUGCACGCUGUGGUCCGCUGUGUCCCUGGGUCCCAGUUCACACGUUAUGGCAGAGCACCUGCACCGCCUGUAGUGACGCCGAUCGUGCGUCUCAAGGCAGGGCCCAGGCUCGGCGAGGGCCGUGUUGAGGUGCUGAGGGAGGGGAAGUGGGGCACCGUGUGUGACCACCUGUGGGACAUGGUGGCAGCCAGCGUGGUCUGCAGAGAGCUGGGCUUUGGGACGGCCAAAGAUGCGCUCACCAAAGCUCACCUGGGACAGGGUACCGGCCCCAUCCACAUGAACAGCGUGCAGUGUACAGGCAGGGAGAAGUCGAUUACAGAGUGUACCUACAGACCGGUGCCGCUUUACAGCUGUAAACACAACCAGGAUGUAGCGGUCCGCUGCAACGUUCCUAACACUGGCAUGCAGGCCACGGUGCGUCUGGCAGGAGGCAGAGAACCAUCAGAGGGCCGUGUGGAGGUGCUGAUGGAGGUCAGAGGGGUGAGGCGUUGGGGCUCCAUCUGCAGUGAGAACUGGGGCAUCAACGAAGCCAUGGUGGUCUGUCGACAGCUGGGUUUGGGUUUUGCUUCAAGUGCUCAUCAGGAGACCUGGUACUGGCCUGGUUCUUCAGAUGCUGGUGAGGUGGUUUUGAGUGGAACGCACUGCAUCGGCACUGAGAUGUCUAUCCAGCAGUGUCGCAGAAACACAAAUGUGUACUGUCCCAGGGGAGGAGAUGGCAGAGCUGCAGGAGUCACAUGUGCAGAAACCGCUCCUGACCUUGUCCUGGAUGCUCAGCUCGUCCAGGAGACGGCCUACCUGGAGGACCGACCGCUCCACCUGCUGACCUGCGCCAAUGAGGAGAACUGCCUGUCUUCCUCUGCCGCCAGGAUGAACUGGCCCUACGGACACCGCCGCCUGCUGCGCUUCUCCUCCCGUAUCAUGAACAUGGGCCGCGCCGACUUCCGACCCCGAGCCACCAGAGAAAGUUGGACAUGGCACCAGUGUCAUAGGCACUACCACAGCAUUGAAGUGUUCACCCACUAUGACCUGCUGACGCUCAAUGGGACCAAGGUGGCGGAGGGUCACAAGGCCAGCUUCUGUCUAGAGGACACCUACUGCCCUGAAGGUAUCCAUAAGCGGUAUGCUUGCUAUAACAUGGGACAGCAGGGUAUUUCAGUCGGCUGCUGGGACACCUACCGCCACGAUAUUGACUGCCAGUGGAUCGACAUUACAGACAUACGACCUGGCGAAUACAUCUUCCAGGUGGAGGUCAACCCUUCCUUAGACAUGGCCGAGUCGGAUUUCCAAAACAACGUGAUGCGCUGUCGGUGCAAGUAUGAUGGAGAACGAGUUUACAUGUUUGGAUGCCAUGCAGGUGAUGCUUACAGCGCUGAGGUGGAGGACUUGUUUGACCACCAACGUCAGAUCUCCAACAACUUCCUGUGAAUUAAUGAACACGCAGAUUUAAGGACAGAACAACUGUACAACUUCUAACCACACCUCAACAUGUCAGGGAAAAGAGGUUGAAUGACAAUGAAGGGAGGGACUUCAUGCAAAAUAACUAAUUAGGAUCCCGUAACCUGACAGAAAAAGAAUAAAGUGAACCAUUACAAGCAUCAUGUCACCAUGAUAAAACUAGAGUAGCUCACAAUUUUAAAAGUGUGUCCUGACUUUUGUAACAAAUGUAAUUCCCUUGAUCAAAACUUAACCACAGUUAAGAAAGUAAUGACAUGAAGGCACAAUGAGAACAACGCAUCCUUUACUUUUACAGUACACCACCAGGCUGUCGUUCAUAUAAAAUCAACCCAGUUGACAGACUGUCUACAAAACUCUGUACAUGCUUCCUGUGCUUUCACUGUUGACAUUACUAAUGCAGUAUUUACUGUUACAACUGUGUGGUUUUUGGUUUGAAUGAGAAUUGUUUUUUAUUUCAUGGUGCUAUUUUGCCUUUUGAAUAAAUAUUGUAAUGUAUUGCAAAUGUAUUGUCAUGUACAGUUUUAUAUUACCUCUCUGGAAUAUUGUUCUUUAGAUCUAAUAAUUUAUGCAGAAAUUUAAUGUACUUUUGAGUUGAAUCUUGUCCUUAUGUGGCUGUGUUAUGUAUUGUUUAUUUUAUGAUGACAAAUAUUUUCACUUGUUUGUUUUUCAUCUGUUCAGCAUCGGAACCCUUAGAUGAGAUGUGGUUGUACCACGUUAUUGCGCCUUUAACAGGACUUGGUAAUGGUAGUUAAAGAAUAAACGUCAAAUUGACAAACUAUGGUUA
Messenger RNA from Etheostoma spectabile (orangethroat darter), 3701 nucleotides. RefSeq names its product lysyl oxidase homolog 4. The transcript has 15 exons. Gene Ontology annotation, molecular function: protein-lysine 6-oxidase activity; copper ion binding. Gene Ontology annotation, cellular component: membrane. The coding region runs from base 179 to 2887 and encodes 902 amino acids. Gene Ontology annotation, biological process: peptidyl-lysine oxidation; collagen fibril organization. The record is from RefSeq and is a predicted model, not a curated record. NCBI's taxonomy places the organism in Eukaryota, Metazoa, Chordata, Actinopteri, Perciformes, Percidae.